AUGUAUGUGAAAUGGUUUGAUACAGUAAUGUUUUACUAUGUGAUUUUAAUGUAUUGCGUGAAUGUCACUUUUUGCCAUUUUUAAAUUUCCCACCAGUUCCGUCCCCGUACGUCCUGACGUCGCAGGGAACGGAACCCAGAAGACAGAUGCCGGCAUCCGCCGGAGGACAUUGCACGGGACGCUGCAGGGGGGACAUUGCGGGAGCGAAGGACAAGGUAAGUGCAGAAGGCAACGCUGCAAGGUAUUCCCGAGUGUAGCUCGGGGUUACCACUUGUGCUACACUUGGAAAUACCGCCAGGGAGGU
Staurois parvus is the source of this 304-nucleotide messenger RNA. NCBI's taxonomy places the organism in Eukaryota, Metazoa, Chordata, Amphibia, Anura, Ranidae. The record is from the annotation of a GenBank genome assembly.